GAGUUAAGAAGGGAGUUUCACCUCAAUGGUGUGCAUAAGUCUGGCGAUGUGCUUCUAGGCGGAUUAUUUGAGAUCCACUAUACUUCAGUCUUCCCUGAGCUGACAUUUACCUCUGAGCCACAACAAUUCAUGUGCCAAGGCUUUGACCCUCCAGGGUUCCGACAUGCAAUGACUAUGGCUUUUGCAGUUGAAGAAGUCAACCAAAAUUCAGAAUUGCUUCCCAACGUAACUCUUGGCUACAGUCUGUAUGAUAACUGUGCCACACUUGUCAUUGGAUUCAGUGCGGCUCUGUCAAUGGCCAGUGGGCAGGAGGAUAGGUUUCUGCUCAGAGAUGAUUGUACCGGGACACAAUCUGUACUUGGCAUUGUGGGUGAUUCCUUCUCUACAUUUUCUAUUGCUACAUCAGAUGUCAUAGGGUUAUUUAGGUUGCCUCUAGUCAGCUAUUUUGCCACCUGUUCCUGUUUAAGCAAUCGUCAAAAGUUUCCAUCAUUUUUUAGAACAAUCCCCAGUGAUGCAUUUCAGGUUCGAGCAAUGAUUCAGAUUUUAAAGCGUUUUGGGUGGCGAUGGGCUGGACUUCUGGUCAGUGAUGACGAUUAUGGUCUACAUGUGGCCAGAUCAUUUCCAUCAGACUUAGCUCAAGCUGAUGGAGGCUGCCUAGCCUACACAGAAGUCUUACCGUGGGGGGAAGACCAAGCAGAGCUGAGUCGGAUUGUGAAUAUUAUGAAGAAAUCCACUGCACGUGUGGUUAUUGUGUUUGCACACCAGAUCCACAUGAUCCAACUCAUGAAAGAGGUGGUGGUACAGGAUGUGACAGGUUUGCAGUGGAUUGCCAGUGAAGCCUGGACAACAGCUACUGUGUUACAAAUACCACAACUUAUGCCAUAUUUGGGGGGGACACUGGGGAUUGCUAUCCGCAGAGGUGAAAUACCAGGACUAAGAGAAUAUUUGUCAAAACUGCAGCCAAAUUUUUUUGAUGAUCCCACUGGAAAUAACAUGAUGAUCCAGUUUUGGGAGCACACAUUUGAAUGUAAAUUUGCCCCAGCUCCUGCAGAGUGGACAAAAGCUGGAGGAGCUUUGUGCACUGGACAUGAAGAUCUCCAGAACAUAGACACCGAGUUCCUGGAUGUGUCCAACCUCAGACCAGAGUAUAAUGUGUAUAAGGCUGUGUAUGCUUUAGCUCAUGCUCUAGAUCAGCUGCUGCGCUGUGAACCAGGGAGAGGGCCUUUCUCUGGAAACAGCUGUGCCACUCUGCACACACUGGAGCCAUGGCAACUCAUGUAUUACUUGGAAAAAAUAAAUUUCACCAUCUUUGGGGAUCAAGUAUCUUUUGAUGAGAAUGGAGAUGCUUUACCUGCAUAUGACAUUAUGAACUGGAUGGUGAUCCCAGAUGGAAAAAUAACAGUUCAAAAUGUUGGUGUGUUUAAAAAAUAUGACUUCAAGGGAGAAGAAAUGACACUUGAUGAGGACAAAAUCUUCUGGAACUUUCAGUCCAAAGGGCCAACAGUGUCUGUGUGCAGUGUGAGCUGUCCUCCAGGCACUCGCAUGGCCCAAAAGAAAGGAAAACCUGUCUGUUGUUUUGAUUGCAUCCCAUGCUCUGAUGGAAAGAUCAGCAACACCACAGAGGACUUCUGGUCCAGUCCUGCUCGUGACCAGUGUGUUCCUAAGAAAACAGAGUUCCUGUCCUACCAUGAGCCUCUGGGGAUCUGCCUGACCACAGCCUCAUUGCUGGGAGCAUUUAUUUGUGCUGUUGUGUUUGGCAUCUUCACAUAUCACCGCAGCACACCACUGGUCAAAGCCAAUAAUUCAGAAAUGAGCUUCCUGCUCCUGGUGUCUCUCAAACUGUGUUUCUUGUGCUCACUGCUGUUCAUCGGACGUCCCAGACUGUGGACAUGCCAGCUGAGACAUGCAGCAUUUGGGAUCAGCUUUGUUCUGUGUGUCUCUUGUAUUCUGGUGAAAACCAUGGUGGUGCUGGCUGUGUUCAAGGCCUCCAAACCAGGAGGUGGGACCACCUUGAAGUGGUUUGGUGCAUUACAGCAGAGGGGGACUGUAUUUGCUCUUACAUCGGUUCAAGCCGUCAUCUGCGUUGCAUGGCUUGUAUCUGCCUCACCAGCACCUCAUAAAAACAUCAAAUAUCAUAAUGACAAAAUCAUUUAUGAAUGUGUAGUUGGCUCAACUAUGGGGUUUGCUGUUCUUCUGGGUUACAUUGGUUUAUUGGCUUUGUUGAGUUUUAUGUUAGCAUUUCUGGCCAGGAAUCUCCCUGAUAAUUUCAAUGAGGCCAAGUUCAUCACGUUCAGCAUGCUGAUCUUCUGUGCUGUGUGGGUGGCCUUUGUCCCUGCUUAUGUCAACUCUCCAGGUAAAUACGCAGAUGCAGUGGAGGUGUUUGCCAUCCUGGCCUCUAGUUUUGGUCUCUUGGGGGCGCUGUUUGGACCUAAAUGUUACAUAAUAUUACUGAGACCAGAGAGGAACACAAAGAAGGCAGUUAUGGGUCGAGGAAUCAAUACAUGA
Messenger RNA from Boleophthalmus pectinirostris (great blue-spotted mudskipper), 2505 nucleotides. RefSeq names its product extracellular calcium-sensing receptor-like. Gene Ontology annotation, biological process: G protein-coupled receptor signaling pathway. The record is from RefSeq and is a predicted model, not a curated record. Gene Ontology annotation, cellular component: membrane. NCBI's taxonomy places the organism in Eukaryota, Metazoa, Chordata, Actinopteri, Gobiiformes, Gobiidae. Gene Ontology annotation, molecular function: G protein-coupled receptor activity.